AUGGUUACGGCUCUUAUAAAUAUUGAAGGAGAUGAAACUGUCACCUCAACAACAACCACAGUUUUACCAGGUGAAACAGCUUUAGCAACUACCAAAUGUUCAGCAGAAACUUCAAUUAUAAGAACAACCACAGAAGGAACCUUGAGAUCAUCAGAAAAAUCCACCAUGCUUCUGAUUCAUCAGCCUCAGGGUGUUCCUUUUACUCUGCCAAGCACCCACUUGGGUUCCAGUUACACAGAACCAUUUUCUGAAGAAGAAUUUACUGUAAAACACCCAAUUCUAGGAUUUGGCGAACCCGUGGAAAGUCUUGAUAUCUCUCCAGAGGGUGUUCCUGCAGCCAGCAGUUUAGAAGAGGUUUUUCAAUCUGACUUAACACCUGUAUCAACCUAUGUGGUACCGACGACAUCUUGUUUUGAAUAUAGAGAUAGAUCCUCACUGACGGGUACCGUUGCUGGAACCCUUCCAAGCUUUCAAGAAACUUAUUCCCCUAGGCUUAACCAUGACAUAAUACAGCCACACGCUUUUUCGUUCAUAUUUGAAAAUAUGCCAUUACAGAAAUUAGACUCUCAUGACGUAACAGAGAAAGCAGUAAGUCUACAACCCAAAACGUCAUCCGUUUCAACUCAACCCUCACAACUGAUUGAGCUUUCCAACACGACGAAGUCAGAUGUUUCCUCCUCUAUCUCUCCAGUCUUUCGGCUCAAGCAGUCUGAAUCUGGCACUAACGUACCUCCUAGUUAUCCUAGUUUACUCUCAACAGAACGAAAAACGGUCUCCUUUACAGAAAUUAAGUAUCUAAAACUCCAAGAAAUCCUACCCUCCACGUCUUCCUCUGAUGCCUUGAAAAAGCCUUCAUUACCUAAAAGUCCUACUUUCAGCAUUCAAACGAAUCAGUUAGCUGUAGAAACAUCUCUUCCAACAGAAGGUAUAGAAACUUCACCAUCAACUAGUGCGCCUUCCCAGAAAACAAGAAGAUUUUCUCUUACAAUUCCCUGUUCCUUGGCUACUCAAUCAAGUCAACCACCCAGUCAUCGCACUCACUCUUCCACAUCGACCCCCACGACUAAAGAGCCCGUUCCUUCUACCUCUCAGUGCUGUGCGGUAUGUGGGGACAAUGCUAUUUGUCAUCAUUAUGGAGUUCUGACAUGUGAAGGCUGUAAAGGGUUCUUCAAGCGGACUGUGCAGAAAGGGGCUAAAUACAGCUGUCUCAACAACAAAGAUUGUCCGGUAGACAAACGAAGCAGAAAUGUAUGCCGGUUUUGUCGGUUUCAAAAGUGUUUGACUGUUGGAAUGGUGAAAGAAGUGGUAAGGUCAGACGACUUGAAAGGGCGCCGUGGUCGUUUACCAUCGAAACACAAAAUCCAACAGAAGUCCCCAUCAUCGCCGCCUGUCAGUUUCAUUACAUCAUUAGUUCGAGCCUAUAUAGAUACAACCCCUGAUCUUGCUAGCCUUGACCAUUCUCAGUGUAGAGAACCCUCAGCUGGUGAAAACCGACUCACAGAAACUGAACAAAUUCGGCAGUUCAUUAAUGUGAUGACGUCAUCCUUGGAGAUUAUUCGCACCUUUGGGAAGAAGAUUCCAGGUUUUAGGGAGUUAAACAGGGACGAUCAGCAACUUCUGUCUCAGUCAGCUAGUCUUGAACUUUUUGUUUUUCGACUAGCAUAUCGUAUGAAGCCGGAUGACCAUAGCUUAACAUUUUGUAAUGGAGUGGUUCUACAGGAGGAGCAGUGUCGUAGUGGCUUUGGUAACUGGCUGGACUCAAUCGUGGGCUUCUCCAGGAGCUUACAUGGUUUAGAUAUAGACGUGUCUACCUUCGCCUGUCUCUGUGCCUUAGUCUUAAUAACAGAAAGACAUGGACUAAAGAGUUCCUGGAAAGUGGACCAACUACAAAUGAAAAUUGUUGAGGUUCUGCAAGAACAUAUAUUUCAUACCAUCACAACUCAUAAGAGAACAAGUUACUUCUCUCAGAUUAUUGCUAAACUCCCUGACAUUCGCUCUUUAAGUAUUCAAGGACUUCGUCGGUUAUCUUGCUUAAAACUUCAAGACUCCACGCUUUUAUCACCGCUUAUUGACAGAUUACUUGAGUCCGGAAUUCCUUUCUAA
Messenger RNA from Limulus polyphemus (Atlantic horseshoe crab), 2103 nucleotides. RefSeq names its product nuclear receptor subfamily 4 group A member 1-like. Gene Ontology annotation, molecular function: nuclear glucocorticoid receptor binding; zinc ion binding; nuclear receptor activity. The transcript has 9 exons. Gene Ontology annotation, cellular component: transcription regulator complex; nucleus. Bases 1 to 2103 code for a protein of 700 amino acids. The record is from RefSeq and is a predicted model, not a curated record. Lineage: Eukaryota; Metazoa; Arthropoda; Merostomata; Xiphosura; Limulidae. Gene Ontology annotation, biological process: cellular response to corticotropin-releasing hormone stimulus; regulation of transcription by RNA polymerase II.